AUGCUUUCCUCUGUCACUUUUGCGCCCAAUAGUGAACAAGGCAUCGCUUUGCGGGAUGUUUUACCACCACGAGACAAGCCAUGGUGGCGAUAUUCGUCCAUGUUAUCAUUGAAUCUGCUCCUCCUGGGAUGUGUGGUCGCCGACAUGACCAACGGCUAUGAUGGAACCAUGUUGAACGGACUGCAAAUUAUUCCUGCUUGGCAAACCUUUUUCAACAAACCCACGGGAUCCGCAUUAGGGCUGAUCACCAACGGGACCCGGAUCGGCGGAGUUGGUGCUUUAUUCGUGGUCAACCCUCUCAUCGAACGACUCGGAAGACGCCGACCUAUCGCCAUUGGAUCUGCUUUUAUGUUGCUCGGUAUUGCCUUGCAAACGGCAGCUACGAACUUGCCGAUGUUCAUCAUUGGACGAGUGAUCAUCGGAUUUGGUAAUACUAUCCAGCAGUGCUGCUGCCCGAUUCUCCUCUCUGAACUGGCCCAUCCCUCCCAGCGAGCUCAAAUUACCGGAAUUAUGAACGCAUCCGGCUCGCUCGGUCAGGUGUUGGCGGCUUGGAUUACCUUUGGAACCGCUAAGAUGGUUGCUACAUCCUGGAGCUGGCGUCUUCCCAGUCUUUUGCAGGCCUUGACGUCUAUCUUCCAGUUUGUGAUGGCUUUCGUUAUGCCAGAAUCACCCAGAUGGCUGGUUUAUAACAAUCGAAAUGAAGAAGCUCGUCAGAUUCUGGCCAAAUACCACGCCGAUGGAGAUAAUGAGUCACCGUUGUUGCAUUUCGAGAUGAUGGAAAUUGAGAGUACACUUGAGCAGGAGAAGCUGCAAUGUACUACCUCCUGGUUCGAGUGGUUCCGAACUCCCGCCAACCGCCAUCGCUUUUUCGUAAUCAUUUCUUUAGGAUUCAUGAUUCAAUGGUGUGGGAAUGCGAUCAUCUCGUACUAUCUUCACCUCAUGUUGAUUUCCAUGGGAAUUACCAACACAGAUACCCAGCUGGUUGUCAAUGGCUGUGUGACAAUCAAUGGCCUCGUCUGGGGAGUGCUUUUUUCCACCCUCAUCGACCGCCUCGGUCGCCGGUUCCUGUUCCUCGGUGGCAUGGCCGGCAUGUUCGUUGCCUUCACUUUGCUCACUGUCUUCACGGGAGUGAAUGAAUCUCAUGGCUUCUCCAUGACUGGGCUCAGCGCUGGUGCACUUUCCAUGAUUUUCAUCUUUAACUUUUUCUACAAAAUGGCAUCCCCAACCCAAGAUCCAUACUUCAUGGAAAUCAGCCCGUAUCAUCUGCGCUCCCAGACAUCUGUGAUCAAGGCGUUUGGUGACACGGGAGCAAACUUGUUCAGUGGGUUUGUGAAUCCAAUUGCGCUGGAUGCCAUUGGAUGGCGCUACUAUAUCGUGUGGUGUUGUGUGCUGAUCGGUAAUUUCACCACCAUUUACUUCUUCUUCCCCGAGACCAAGGGUUUGUCUUUGGAAGAAGUUACUCAGAUGCUCGAUGGAAAAGCCACGUUGAAGGAACAGGCUUUGAAUGAGGGCGACGAAUCAAGCUUAAAGCAGCCUGUUGUGGAGCUCGAGGAACAUGUUUGA
Penicillium angulare is the source of this 1563-nucleotide messenger RNA. RefSeq lists its product as uncharacterized. Gene Ontology annotation, biological process: carbohydrate transport; transmembrane transport. Lineage: Eukaryota; Fungi; Ascomycota; Eurotiomycetes; Eurotiales; Aspergillaceae. The transcript has a single exon. Bases 1 to 1563 code for a protein of 520 amino acids. The record is from RefSeq and is a predicted model, not a curated record. Gene Ontology annotation, cellular component: membrane. Gene Ontology annotation, molecular function: carbohydrate:proton symporter activity.